AUGACUGGAAUACUGUUAAAAGCGGCUUUAAACCAAACUCACUCACUCACUCACGAAUACAACUUGCUGAAUCAUGCAUUACGGACUGAUUCAGAUGACAUGAGCGAGACAUCGAGAAUGGAUCCAACACAGCUGUCCAUUCUUCUCUCUGUUAUCGUCUACCACAACGUCAAUGCUCAUAACAUCAUCACUUGUGGAAUCAGAACGCUGUCAGAAUUUGCUAGCAGGCGAGUCACGGAGGGCAUGGUCUGGUCUCUGGAGGGGGUGGACACUCGGGUGCACUGCGUUGUCUUGUGCAUGCAGGACCCUCAGUGUAUAACAGCAGGGUACUCUCCAGACGGUGGUCAGUGUCGCGGCUACAACGUGAGCUUCACGUCUCCGGCCAACGUGACUUAUGUGACCGACCCGGGCGCCAACAUGUUCUUGACGUGCAGAGGUGAGGCAACACGUACGUGUGGUCGUUAA
Haliotis rufescens (red abalone) is the source of this 465-nucleotide messenger RNA. RefSeq lists its product as uncharacterized. The record is from RefSeq and is a predicted model, not a curated record. Lineage: Eukaryota; Metazoa; Mollusca; Gastropoda; Lepetellida; Haliotidae. Bases 1 to 465 code for a protein of 154 amino acids. The transcript has 2 exons.